AUGAUGCUCAACUCAGACACCGUGGAGCUGGACCUGCCUCCCACACACUCGGAGACGGAGUCCGGCUUCAGCGACUGUGGGGGCGGGGCGGGCCCCGAUGGGGCUGGGUCCGGGGGUCCCGGAGGGGGCCAGGCUCGGGGUUCCGAGCUGGGAGAGACCGGCCGGAAAGACCUGCAGCACCUGAGCCGCGAGGAGCGCCGGCGCCGGCGCCGCGCCACCGCCAAGUACCGCACGGCGCACGCCACGCGGGAGCGCAUCCGCGUGGAAGCCUUCAACCUGGCCUUCGCCGAGCUGCGCAAGCUGCUGCCCACGCUGCCCCCCGACAAGAAGCUCUCCAAGAUCGAGAUCCUGCGCCUCGCCAUCUGCUACAUCUCCUACCUGAACCAUGUGCUGGAUGUCUGA
Perognathus longimembris pacificus (Pacific pocket mouse) is the source of this 402-nucleotide messenger RNA. It is a transcript of the gene Nhlh1, whose product is annotated as nescient helix-loop-helix 1. Gene Ontology annotation, biological process: regulation of transcription by RNA polymerase II. The coding region runs from base 1 to 402 and encodes 133 amino acids. Gene Ontology annotation, molecular function: RNA polymerase II cis-regulatory region sequence-specific DNA binding; DNA-binding transcription factor activity, RNA polymerase II-specific; protein dimerization activity. The record is from RefSeq and is a predicted model, not a curated record. NCBI's taxonomy places the organism in Eukaryota, Metazoa, Chordata, Mammalia, Rodentia, Heteromyidae. The transcript has a single exon.